AUGUCGCCACCGCAGCAACCAGCACUGAUUCCAAUUCGUUCGGCUCCUGCGAGGCUUCCAGAUGUCGGCGUUGAGGCUACAAACACGAUCCAAAAUUCAGUUACUCCCCGAGGUGAAAUCGAACCAGCCGCUGGGGAGAAUACCGGCCCUGGUCCUAUCGUGAACAUCCGCACUCCAACUUUGGACACGGCAGCAGAAAAUCUUCGGCCACCGCUCAUGCUGGAUACUAGUACGCACCUUAGGCCGAUCUCACCGGGGGGGGUUAUUUCCCCGUCUCCAAGAAGCCCUGCCCCGGAGGUCAUGAUGGAGGAUUUGACGGACGACAUCCUUCCUCAUGAGAUCCCCGUAGAGGUGACAAUCACUUGGCAGGGACAGGAAGAUUGGAACCACAAAUACGAUGUCUCCUCGUUUCCCUGGAUCCAGAAAGAUAGGUACAAAGACCUUCUACCAACGAGAAUCAUAAGAAAGCACAUACAAGCCUACCACGAACUGGAGGACAGGCAUGUCUACCACCGUCACGGCAUAUGUGGGAUCAGUGCGUCCCCCGAGCUCAUUGUCGAGACCCCUUUCUGCUUUCUUGGAGACUACGAAGUUUCAACUUUGAUCGACAAUGCGAUCUCACUCAUCUGCGGCUUUAUCCACGAUCAUCCACGGCGAAAGUUCUCCUUGAAUAUUUACUGGGCUUGCGGAUACGCUCAAUUAAGCCCACAGCCUAACGCACACUUUGCAGGUAGUCAGAAUUUCAAGGAGAUGAUCAGAGCGGAGUUGCUUAGGAAGCGCCAAACGAAUUUCCGAGAUCAGGACUUCAUUUCUCGUCGAGAUGAAACGCCCUUCCGGACAUACGAAGUGGUGCGUGAUCUUGUGUUCCUUGACGACUCCCUCAGGAUGGACGGCACUGAAAAGAAAACAUUUGUCGAUCAAAUAGUAGAGCGUCCGGCAUUCAAGCUGAUGCUAAUUUGCGUCUACCAGGGUUUUGGAUUGGUCUUUCUCCAUCACCUUCUUGAUUAUCAUGACUGCAGCGACGAUACACCACCACGACACAACAUGGUAUGCUUUUACCAACUUGAAUGCCAAGACCGGGUCCACGAGAUUUUACGCUUCAAAGCCAUGUUUGACGUAAGAAAUGUUGACCUAGACUUCAAACAUCACAAUCUCGAGAGUGGAGAGGUCAUGCCGUUGCUUCGCGGACCAAGUUCUACACUAGAGUCUCGCGGACCAGAUUCUACACCACUAGAAACGUUUGGCUCCGGUGCAUCCGGUACAGUGUACAAGGUCUGGAUCGAUUCAGCGCACCAUUAUCUCACCGGAGAUCCAUCGUGUUGUUUUGCUUUGAAACGAUUCCCUCCCGAGCGUGGAGCGGAAUUCGCUCGAGAAAUCCAGAUGCUCAGAGUCCUCGCUGACCACCCGAAACCUGACAUUGUACUUCACAUUACGAGCUGGACACAGUCAGAAUACCAUUAUAUCCUUUACCCAGCCGCCAGAUCCAAUCUUGCUGAUUACAUGCAGAGUGUAAAGCGCGUGGGUUUCGCGAAGCACGAAACUCUAUGGUUUCUGCGCCAGCUGCGAGGGCUGGCGCAUGCCAUUGAUCACGUUCAUCACUUGAAGCACCCCACCAAUACGGAGCCGAAUCCGGCCAAGGAUGCCCACUGGGGUUCUCACUUCGACAUCAAACCUCAAAAUAUCCUGGUCUUCGAAAAAGUCCCGGGCUAUCAUCCUAGGUUCAAGAUUGCAGAUUUUGGAUCGGGCGUGUUCAAGCCGGCAGGGGGCCAGGAAGGGCAUUCUGAGUUGACCUCAGAGACGAGAGGCACACUGACUUACUUCGCUCCCGACUUCGACCGGAACGGAAAGGUGUCACGACCAUUUGACAUGUGGGCUCUUGGUUGCGUGUACUUGGAACUGAUGCUCUGGGUUUUCGGCUUCUUCGAAUCAAGCGACGGGAGUUUUUCAACCGCACGCUUCAACUGCACAGGCGCUGCUCCACACAACCGGACCGAUAGGUUUUGGGAGAAGGUCUCGACUUCACAGGGGGUCGAUUACAAGCUGAAGUCAAUCGUCACGGAUGUCAUGGCAGAGCUGAGAGAGAGAUGGUGCGUCAACAUGCCCGCUUUCCAGGGUAUCCUUACAGCUGUGGACAAGCUUCUCGAAAUCGAUACCGACGGCAGAUGGGACUCGGAAACGUUGAAGACCCACAUGAACCACAUUUACCGAGAAGCUGAAGCGGAUCUUCAGUAUACGAAUAUAACGAAGAGCUCGUUCUACUCUGCUCAGUACAAGGCCAACUGCCGAAAUGAAUUUCUGAGGCAAACCGGGCAGGCCUUGGCCAGUCUACAAGCUGAAGGAAGUUGAGGUUGAACCGAGGUCUACGACCACAUCAGGACCAUCCCGACCAAAUCGUGACUCAAAGCACGGUGCCACUGCUAUUGGAGAGAACCGUCAGGCCCACCACGCUGAGGAGACUGGGCCGCCCAGCCUGGCGAAUUUAAGUCUACUUCCACUUCCGACAUGUCGCUUUCUCCAGAUGCCAAUACUGGUCUUACUCUCCGAUGUUCACGCUUUGUCUCUAUCCGAUGGCUUGAGUAAUGUCCCUGAUUCAUGCUCUUGCCGCAGUAAGAGUCAAUUUCUUUGUCGCCUGGGUCCAGUCUCCGUGGGCAGGAACAGAAAGGCUUCCCUGCCAUGGCACGGAAAGAUAACUUGUAUCAGAUUAAAAGGGUUUGGAGGUGCAACGAAUACUAUGUGGCGCGAAGCAUAUUUGCUGGCGGGCUGAAACUGGGAUUAGGCUGGGUUCGACGCAGCUUCCUACUUCAAUACACACCUAAUCCCGGUCAGCAUAAUGAUAGUCAUCCCUUAUCAGGCGGGAAUCUGUUCAUGCUUUCUAAGAAAAUAACGCAGACUCAGGAUACGAAAGCACCAUGAUGAGAACUGGGGAUUGAUGGAGGACUCCGAUGCUUUGGGCUUGUUCGUGCUAUCACAUCGCUAGAUUCUGGUGAUAUUGGUGACGAUCUCCACACCAACG
Molecule: messenger RNA, 3013 nt
Organism: Exophiala xenobiotica
Lineage: Eukaryota; Fungi; Ascomycota; Eurotiomycetes; Chaetothyriales; Herpotrichiellaceae
Exons: 2
Coding region: 1-2346 (781 amino acids)
Biological process (GO): peptidyl-serine phosphorylation; peptidyl-threonine phosphorylation
Molecular function (GO): protein serine/threonine kinase activity; ATP binding
Source: RefSeq, a predicted model, not a curated record